GUGGUAGCGUGGAGCGAAACAAACAUGGCGCCGCGAAAGUGAGGAAAAAUCUACUUAUAACGCUUUUAAAUAUUAAUUUAUCCGGGUUGAGGUUUCUGGGCCUCCCCUGUCAGUUGGUGCUCCAGGCUGGAUGAUCCCACACUUACAUGAGAGGAAGAAGAGGACACUCUUCAUCGUCAUCAUCAGUGACUCGACAGCAGAGCAGGAUGGCUCUGAGGAAGGAGCUGAUCCCGGACAUCUCUGUUGACAACCAGCAACAAGAUCAAAGCACAGAGGAGGUUAGAGCCUCUGCCAACUCGGAUAGCAGGGAUGAGCUCCCAUCUUUACUUCGUUCAACAUCCUCGGCACGCGAGAAACGACGGAAGGAGAGGGAUAGCCAAGUCGAACAAAAAGAGAUGACGGAGGAGGAGAUGAUGGACCUGGCCUUGCAACUAAGCAAACAGGAAGCCAGCAAUACAGCACUGAGACAGCAGCGGGAGGAUGAGGAUGUGAUGAAAGCCAUUCAGGAGAGUAUGGUAAGCCAGAAAAAACCUUCUCUGAAAUCUCCAAAUAAAUCGCUGCUUGGUGCCGCCUCCACAAGUUUAGGCUCUCGCCGAAAACUCUCAUACACCAAUGGAGAGAAGCUGCCACAAGAGGGCGACAUGAACUCAGGAGAUGAAACUAUUACCAGUAGUAAAAAGCAGAAAAGAAGUACAGAUAGUUCUCUGCUUGAGAUGCCAGAUUUGUCUCAGACUCAGAACCUUUCCUGCCAGAAUUCGCUCUGCAGCCCUGAAUCGUUCUCACUCAAUCUGGACUCUCCACAGAGCUCAGACUCAACUCAUAUAGAUGACUCCCAGCUCCAGAUGUCUCCAGUCUUUCCACUGACCGGCUGCAAAGCCGAGGUCCACAUCAAGCGGUUAAACGGGGAUCUAGUAGAAACAUGUAAAACCUCUGGGUUUGUCAUGUUUUCUGAGGACAGUAUUCCUUCGACUCAAAAUUCUGCUCAGCCCAAAAGCCCAGUAUUUCCACAGAGUAACAGAGUAUCUAGUCCCAAAAGUCCUGUGUUCUUAGAAGAUGAAGAGGGACAUGGAGGAGAGUCAGAGCAGAGCCCCAAGUUUGUUAAAAGUCAAAUUUAUGGCAGGACUGCAGAGCAUGAGACGUCUCCUAAUGCCUCUGAACCCCCUGCGUGUGAAAACGAGGAGUUUGGCUUCUCCUCUCAGGAGAGUUUUAUCCCCACUUUAAGGUCUUGCCCUCCCCAGAGCCCUGUUUUCCCUAAAACUCCCUCGGAUAUGUUAGCAAUCAAUUCAGACACUGAUCAAGAACCUGCUGAACGGGGAGAUGAAUGCUCAGUGAGCCCAGUGUUUGGAUCGACGGAAGCACAGAAGACUGAGCUGCAGGAAAAACCAGGAGAGGUUCGAGGUUCUGAGCAUGAUCAGAAUAUCCCCGAUUGCAGGAAGGACAGAAAGUCUAAUGGCUUUCAAACAGCUGAGUGCAACAGACCUUUAUCUGAGUCAGAAGUGAAUGGAAUAUCCGAAGGCUGUAAUUCUGCUGAGAAAGAGGUGACAAGCGAUAUGACAUUGGUCUGGUCAGAAGAGGAUGACGAUGAUGAAACGCCAGUUGUCUCUCCUAGCCCCGUGUUUGCUGAGCAGGAGAAAGUUGUUCCAAGAGUGAGCCAGCCUGGAUCCUCCGUGAAUGACGUGUCAGAGGCUGGGCAAAAGUGCAGCCAGCAGCCAUGUUGCACCUCAGGGCAGGAGCUCUAUCCUGUGAGCAGACAGGGAGUCACCAGGGAGUCACCACCACCUAGAGAAUCAUCAGGCGACCAGAUGAUUCACUACUACUGGGGGGUUCCCUUCUGUCCAAGAGGCCUGGACCCAGACACAUACACCCAGGUGAUCGUGGCUCAGAUGGAGGUUUAUGAGAAGAGUUUGAAACAAGUUCAAAGGGGCCUACUGAGGAAGGCUGAGUGGGGGAAGGCUAUCCAGCCAGAGCCAGAGAAGUCACUGUCCCCUGAAGCACCUGCUGAAUCACCCCAGUCUGGUCGUCCUCGGAGGAGAGGCCUCAGACUGAGAAGCAGCAAAAGGAGCAAAGCCCCUGAAUUUGACGAGGAAGAAGAGAAGAGAGAUGAUGAUGGAGAACAGGAACAGCAAGGAAAGGAGGAGGAUGAGGAGCAGAAGGACGGCGAUGAAGAACAGAUGGAUACUGACGACUGUGAGGUUUGUCCAGAAACUCAACUGAGCGACAACGACGGCACGACAGAGCUUUCCUUGGUGACCGACCAUGAAACACAGGUCAGCUCCCUGCCAAAAGCUAGAAAAAUAUCAGUAAUGAGGUUAAAUUUGGAGGUAGUGACUCCUUACUAG
Cyprinodon tularosa is the source of this 2339-nucleotide messenger RNA. Its product is annotated as BRCA1-A complex subunit RAP80-like. Gene Ontology annotation, cellular component: BRCA1-A complex. The record is from RefSeq and is a predicted model, not a curated record. NCBI's taxonomy places the organism in Eukaryota, Metazoa, Chordata, Actinopteri, Cyprinodontiformes, Cyprinodontidae. Gene Ontology annotation, biological process: double-strand break repair; positive regulation of DNA repair. Bases 147 to 2339 code for a protein of 730 amino acids. Gene Ontology annotation, molecular function: K63-linked polyubiquitin modification-dependent protein binding; histone binding. The transcript is spliced from 16 exons.